Molecule: messenger RNA, 414 nt
Organism: Merops nubicus (carmine bee-eater)
Lineage: Eukaryota; Metazoa; Chordata; Aves; Coraciiformes; Meropidae
Product: PDZ and LIM domain protein 5-like
Exons: 5
Biological process (GO): actin cytoskeleton organization; muscle structure development; heart development
Cellular component (GO): stress fiber; Z disc; adherens junction
Molecular function (GO): actin binding; muscle alpha-actinin binding
Source: RefSeq, a predicted model, not a curated record
AGCGCCGCUGCCGGCCACGGCGACCCCGAUGUAGCCGAGGGGCCACGACGAGGAUUCAGAGAGAACCAGGGGGAGAGUAAACUGCAAAAUGGGAAAAACCCACCCAAACGCCCCCCACGGAAGCACAUUGUGGAUACCUACACAGAAUUUUACCACACGCCCACCCACAGCGAUGCCAGCAAGAAGCGACUGAUUGAAGACACUGAAGACUGGCACCCCCGCACGGGCACCACCCAGUCCCGCUCCUUCCGCAUCCUUGCCCAGAUCACCGGCACUGAUCACAUGAAAGAACCAGAACACGAAGCUGCAAAGAAGACUAAGGAAAAGGUUCCCAUCCACGUCUUUAGUCCCAAAUAUACAAAAUUACGUGACUGGCACCAUGAAGUCUCAGCACGUGCUCUUAAUGUCCAGUGA